This is a messenger RNA of Prunus armeniaca (apricot), 927 nucleotides long. Lineage: Eukaryota; Viridiplantae; Streptophyta; Magnoliopsida; Rosales; Rosaceae. The record is from the annotation of a GenBank genome assembly.
AUGACGAGCCUCUUAGCCUUCACCCCAAGCACCCCCUCUCAGCGCCUCCCCACUUUCUCUAACGUGCGCCAUCAUCUUCGCCUCAGCCGCACCACCCUCCUCAUCAGCUACCCACAUCCGCUCCCACGUGUCCAGAUCCUCUACCGUGCGCCGCAUGCUCCCCCACGCCCUUCCCUUUCCGCCUCCGCCCUACGCGCCGCAGCCGAUGACCUCUUGCAGGACGCCGGAGCCACCGCGUUUGUGCUCGCGGGCGCCUACGGCCUCGUCCUCUGCUUCGACAAUCUCACGCAGCGAAACCUUCUCCAGCAGAGUUUAAGCAGAAAAUUGGUGCAUAUAUUGUCUGGGCUGCUCUUCAUGCUUUCCUGGCCAAUUUUCAGCACCUCAACAGCGGCUCGCUACUUUGCCACUGUGGUUCCCCUUGUCAAUUGCUUGAGGCUUCUUCUUCAUGGCCUCUCCAUAGUCACCAAUGAAGGACUAGUCAAAUCUGUCACUCGAGAAGGAAACCCAAAGGAGUUGCUUAGAGGUCCUUUGUAUUAUGUUCUGAUUUUGAUUUUAUGUGCUCUUGUAUUUUGGCGCGAGUCUCCAGUUGGAGUGGUCUCCUUGGCAAUGAUGUGUGGUGGGGAUGGUGUUGCUGAUAUCAUGGGGAGAAAAUUUGGGUCCAUAAAGAUCCCUUAUAAUCAAAAAAAGAGUUGGGCUGGUAGCAUAUCCAUGUUUCUUUUUGGGUUCUUGAUUUCCAUUGGGAUGCUCUACUAUUACUCAUUUCUGGGAUAUUUUCAGUUGAAUUGGGUCGAGACGGUUGAAAAAGUAGCAUUGAUUUCUCUGGUGGCAACAAUAGUGGAGUCUCUUCCAAUUACAGAAGUACUAGAUGACAAUAUAUCUGUUCCAUUGGUGAGCAUGGCAGCAGCAUACUUGAGUUUCUCUCUGUAA